AUGAAAUUGUUAAAUUUGUUGUAUGCUACCUUUAUUUGGUCGUUUGCAUAUUGUCAUUACAUUCAGCGUGAAUCGACUCCAGAAGUCGUCUCAGGAAUCACUACUGUUACAACUGGCCUGGGUCUUUCUACAACCUUAACCUCAGAAUGUGCUUUUGCUACUCAUUCUGGUAGCAUCAAUGGGAAACGUUUCAAAGCUGCUUAUGAAAUUUCUGGUGAAACUACCACUAGUGUGGUUGCUGCUAUUCCAUUCAGAAAUCGUGAACUUACGGUUACUUGGCUUUUCACUUUUGAUGAGCCAUUGGAUGCUAAUGAUUUCAAAGUUCGUCAAUUAGGUGUUGAUAUCAGCUCAAUCGAUGGUUAUGUUAAUUUGGAAGAAGGCUCGUUCCUUGUUACUUAUCAAGUAACUUUGCCGUUUAUUACCUAUUUAACCUCUGCUAUUGAUUACUGCUUGUUUGAAUAUGUUGCUUUUGAUUUCCACAAAGUUGACUCUGCUGGAAAUGACUUCUUUUACUUGCUAUACACCGAUAACUUGGGCUCUGCAUUAGUUGACGGUCUAAGAGGCGCUGUUUGUGAUAUUUUUACUGCUACAAAUUGUCCUAUUUAUCAAGCUCAGCUACCAUUUGAUUGUGAAGCAUUUAAAAAGCUCACUAGAUGUGAUGGCCAUACCACUAGAACUAUUCAACCUUCUGGUGUCUCAUCAACUAAGAAACUACCAACUGCCUCUGUCACCUCACAUACCACCACCAUAUCAUCAAGAUCAGUCGCCAAAGAUGUCACAACAGCUCUUCCAGCGAAGCCAUUAGCUACAACUCCAUCCGUCGUUUCUGGUAUCACCACUGUCACUACAUCACUAUUUGCUGAGGAGACAUACACCUCUCAAUGUAAAUACAGUGCUCAAACUGGUUCUAUCAACGGUAAACACUACAAAGCUGCUUAUGAAAUUUCUGGAAAAACAGAAACUGAGAUUGUUGCUGGUCUUCCAUUCCAUAAUCGUAUUUUAACAGUUACAUGGUUCUUUGAGUUUGAUAAAUCAAUUGAUGCUAAAUCAUUCAGAGUUCGCCAAUUAGGAUUUGAUAUUUCCGCCAUUAGUGGCACAGUUAAUUUGGAACAAGGUGCAUUUGUUGUUUCAUAUGAAGUCAAGAUUCCGUUGAUCACUUAUCUAGCUACUGCAAUUAACUAUUGUUUGUUUGAAUAUGUUGCUUUUGAUUUCCACAAAGUUGACUCUGCUGGUAAUGAUUUCUUUUAUUUGCUGUACACUGAUAAUUUAGGCUCUGCAUUGGUUGAUGGAUUGAGAGAAACUAUUUGUGAUGUUUUCACUGAAACAUAUUGUCCUUUAUAUCAAUCCCAAUUGGCUUUUGACUGUGAUGCUUUUAAGAGAUUUGAUAAGUGUGAUGCUGUCACCACUAUUACCCUAGGCUCACCGGCUUCGUCUGCUACAUCACAAAUUGAUCAAGUCACAUCAAGCAAUACGUUGGCAAUUUCUAGUGGAUCCCCUGUGGCACAUGGUGACUCCACUUCCGAAGCAUCAAGUAUUUUGGUAACAUCUGGCUCAACAACAGCCACUAUUGCUUCAACUACUCCAGACGUUGUUUCUGGUAUUACUACAGUCACUACAUCGGUUGGAAUCUCAGGUACAUUUACCUCUGAAUGUGAUUUUGAAACAGAGACUGGCUCUAUAAAUGGAAAAAAGUAUAAAGCUGCUUAUGCUAUUUCUGGUGAAACAACUACAAGUACCGUUGCAGGGAUCCAUUUUCACAAUCGUGUGUUAACUGUCAUUUGGUUUUUUCAGUUUGAUAAGCCUUUAGAUGCUAAUGAUUUCAAAGUUCGUCAACUUGGGAUUGAUAUUUCUUCAAUUGAUGGUGAAGUUAAUUUGGAACAAGGUGCUUUUGUUGUGUCGUAUCAGGUUACAUUACCAUUCAUUACUUAUUUGACAUCAGCUUUGAACUAUUGCUUGCUAGAAUACGUUGCGUUUGAUUUUCAUAAAGUUGAUUCAUCGGGGAACGAUUUUUAUUACUUAUUAUACACCGAUAAUUUGGGCUCUGCUUUAGUGGAUGGAUUAAGAGAAACUGUUUGUGAUCUUGUUACUUUGACCAAUUGCCCGUUAUACCAAGCUCAACUUGCAUUUGACUGUGAUGCUUUCAAAGAUUUCCAAUCCUGUCAUGGUGCUACAACGUUUCCUGGGUUGCCAACUUCAAGCUCUUCAACUGUGAGAAUCACAAGCUCAUCAAGCUCCACAAAAUCAUCAUCAAGUUUCGUUGCUUCUUCAUCAAGCGCAAAAACAUCUGUGUCGAUCUCGAUCCACUCAAGUGAUUUUGUUAGAACCAAUUCCUUAUCAUCAGCAGCUUCAUCAUCUUUUGUUUCUUCUCCAGCCUCAAUGUCAUCGGGUCAAUCAUCUUCUUUGGGAUUAUCAACGGGAUCCACAAGCAUUAAGGCUUCAACUCUAAGCUCAAGCUCACUUUCAUCAACUAUGCCUAACUCAUCCUCAUCCUUAUCCUCAUCCUCAUCACCAGCAACAUCUAGGUUAGUCAGUUCAUCCUCUUCAUUAACCAGAUCAGCCUCUGCCGUCUCUUCAAUGUCAUCAUCAACCACAUUUUCUUCUGUUUCAUUGAUUUCCACAAGUUCAAGAAUAUUAUCAAUUGGAUCAUUAUCAAGUCAUCUCAACCAUGAUUCAAGUACUGUGUCUUCUUCAACAUACAGAGAGUCAGCAUCCCAAUCCUCCUCAUCUUCUUUACCAAGUACAUCAAACAGCAUGGUGACUUCCAGUUGUCUUGUCAGCUUUUCAAGAGAAUUAGCUUCAUCAUCUUCAUCGUCCUCGAAAUUGUCAGUUGGUUUAGCAAGUGAUACCUCUGCGUCCACAUCUAGUGGUUCUACUAGUGAAGGUGCUUCCACAACUUCUUCUGCCUUCUCCAGUAACACAGAUUCAUACCAAUACCUCACCUCAUCAACAUCAUAUGUCUCCUAUAUUGCUUCAGUUUCUUCAUCAUCAACUUUAUCAGCACCAUUCCCAUUUACCAACUCAUCUUCAACAUUCAAUACUCAUGUUCAAGGAUCUAGCUCUGCUACAUCUAUCUCAACUACUCUUUCCGGUGAUGUUCAUUUAUCAAGUGCUGCCAGCUUAACCUCUUCAACGCCAGGUACUAGCUCGACUGCAUCAAGUCUUACCUUUGGUGCUCAUUCAUCUAAGAAUACCAAUGUUAUCAGCUCAUCUUCAACUGCAGUUUAUGAAUCAGUAUCUACCAACUUACCAUCAUCAUCAUCAUCAUCAUCCAACGCUUUGGAAACUUCUGCCUUGAAUAGUCCUGGUUCAACAAGUACUGAUAUUUUACCCUCAUCAUCAAUUCCUGAUGAGUUUCCCUUAACUGGAACUAAUGCUCAUGGAUCUAUAGCUACAAGCACUGAUAAAUCAAGAGAUACUGCUGAUUCUACUAUGAAAUCUUCAUCCGGUACAAACUUUGCUAUAAGUUCACCACUUUCGGCUUCAUCUGGAAUAUUGAGUUACAUUACAAGCACUGACUCAGCUGGUAAUAUUGAAACAGGUGCUGUCAAGGAUGUUACUAAAACGGGUUCCGCUGGUGAAACUUAUCAUGCCUCAACAACUGUUUUUAGUUCCUCAAAAGCUUAUUCCACAUCAACUGGUUCAAGUGGUUCAGAUGUUAGCAACAGCAGUAAUAAAGAUGACGGGAAGGCCAACAAUGGUAAUUCAAACUCAAGCUCUCAAGACGGUAUUAGCUCCCCAAAUUCAAGCUCAGCUUCAGGAUAUCAUGAUCAUAAGUCUUCCAGCUCCGGUUCAAACACUAAUACUGCUGGAGGUUCUAUCGCAGGGUCUCAAAAUGAUCAUCAUGGUGUUUCCAAUUCAGGAUCAGGUUCCUCUAAUAUUGCUCAUACUUUAUCUUCAAUCCCAUUAUCACAAGUUGCCGUUUCCUUUUCUAGUUCAGGAUCAGAAUCUUCCAAUAGCAAUGAUAAGUAUGGCUCCUCAAAUGCUUCAAUUGAUAGAGAAACUUUAACUUCUACAACAGUUCAAGUCACUAAAUUUCAGAUUGCUUCAGACACAUCACCUUCAAAGUUACAAGACUCAAGCACUACACCAUUAGUUUCUGAAUUUGAAGCAAAAGCUGUAUCUAAUGCUGGUAAUAUUUUUUUGGGUUUGAUAUCAUUUGUUUUGAUCUUAUUUAUUUGA
This is a messenger RNA of Hansenula anomala, 4179 nucleotides long. RefSeq lists its product as uncharacterized. NCBI's taxonomy places the organism in Eukaryota, Fungi, Ascomycota, Saccharomycetes, Phaffomycetales, Wickerhamomycetaceae. Bases 1 to 4179 code for a protein of 1392 amino acids. The record is from RefSeq and is a predicted model, not a curated record. The transcript has a single exon.